AUGUGUAAUAAGAAACAAUUGAAUGAACUUGAUUCAAUUGAUAAUGAUAAUGUUUUGGAUUCGAGUGUUCUAUCGUUACAAGCAAAUAGACUUUUUAAUCGAAGUACAAGUAAUCCAGAUUUAUCUCCAUCAUCAAUUAGUAGUAAAUCAAUGUCUUCAUCAACAAAUGCACCAAUCAAUGAUGACAACUAUUCACCAUUUGUUAUUAAAGUUUACCGUAGUGAUCAAUCAUUUAAAUACUUUCCUUUGCAUAAGGAAACCACUGCAAAACAAGUUGUUAUGUUAGCUAUCAGUGAGUUCGGUAUUGUCGAUCCAAGCAGAUGCUAUUCAUUAUGUGAAGUAUCAUUUGAACAUAAUGCUAUUAAACAAAAACGUUUGCCUGAUCAUAUUGAUAAUUUACCAGAGCGUCUUCCAAUAAAUGCUCGUUACUAUUUAAAAAAUAAUCAUUCAACAGAAACACUCGUUCCGGAUCAUUUAUCUAAUGAGUUAUUACGUGAAGGACGCACUAGUUUCCUUCAAUUGGAUUCAUUAGAAAUAUGUGCACAAUUAACUUUACGUGAUUUUGCUUUAUUUAAAUCUAUUCAAACAACAGAAUAUAUCGAUCAUGUAUUUAAACUAAAAUCUGGAUAUGGUAUACCUCAACUUGAAAAAUUCCUUAAAUUACCAAAUGAAGAAAUGUAUUGGACAAUCACAGAGAUUAUGCGUGAAAAUAAUUUAGUACAACGUUCAAAAGUUAUUAAACAUUUCAUUAAAAUUGCCAAAUGUUGCAAAGAUAUGAAAAAUUUUAAUUCAAUGUUUGCUAUUGUUAGUGGACUUGAUCAUAAGAGUGUACAACGUUUACAAUCUACAUGGGAACGUGUACCUGAUAAACAUAAAAAAACAUUUGAAGAAUUGAAAUCUCUACUUGAUCUAUCUCGAAAUAUGUCUGUCUAUCGAAACUUAUUGAAAAAUGAAUCCGUCGUUCCACCUAUUAUUCCCAUGUUUCCGGUGUGUAUGAAAGAUUUGACAUUUAUUAAUUUGGGAAAUCCAACUCAAGACGAUGGCUUAAUUAAUUUCGAAAAGCUACGAAUGAUUGCCAAAGAAAUUCGACAAAUUACAAAUAUGGCAUCUUCCCCUUAUGAUAUUUCAAAUAUGUUCGAUUCACCAACAUCUCAUUCACAAAUAUUUGCUGGUUUCGGGCAUCAAUCAUCAACGGAUUCGUUUGGCACAAUACGAAGACAUCAAACAUAUAAUCGAGUGUCUUCUGUUAUUUCAAAUGCUAAACGAAUUUAUGAUGAAUCAUUAAUGGUUAAGAAAGUCAAAACUUAUUUAAAUAAUGCUGAAAUAAUCGACGACGAAAAUCGUCUACUAGAGUUCGCCAAUCAAUUUGAACCAGUUGCAUUAGGAGGCAUACCUGCAUCCCCAUCGAUAUCACUUUCUAAAGUCUCAGCGGUCGUUGAUGAAAGUGAAUUUUGCAUUGGGAAUACACCAAAAAUUUCAAGAGUAAAAGAAGAACACCAUGAUGUUGAUAAUGAAAAACAUCCUGCAAUUACGAAAAUUGAAGGCAAACAUAAUAAUCGUAAUAGACAUCUUAUAUUACGUCCGCAUUCAUCGCCAUCAACACUCAGAGCAUUCAAAACUGCUCUUUACCAUGUGAGCACACUUAAACGCCGUCCUUCACCAUCAACAUCAAGUUUAUCAUCUAAUUCAUCAUGUGAUCGUCGUGCUGCUCCUAUACAACUGACGAAAUUCGGAAGUUUCUCAGGUACACAAUCACCGGACGCUGUGAAUAAACUACUUCGUCUAUCAGACAGUAGCCAUCAAAUUAAAGCUCGUGCGCCACAACGACCUAAUCAACCACCAGCAUCGUCUAAUACGUCUAGUACUUCAACAGCCAAUCCAACAUCGCCAAUAAUCAAUAAUAUAACAACAUCAACGGGACUUUCAUCAUUUGCUGAGCCAAGUCUUCCUCAUCGUCAUCAACAUCUAGCUAAAAUGCGUGACACAAAUAAGUUAACAAGUGAAAGUUCAAGUUUAAAUUUCAAACCACCAACAUCAACAUCCUAUUCACAACUUAUAAGAUCUCAUACUCACAUCAAUCAGAAUAAUAAUGAAUUAACUAAAGAAAUUGGUGGUGAUUCUGGACGCGGUAGUCUUAACUCCACUGAUACUUGUGUUGGCGAUGGAAGUGAAAAAUCAUCUAGUACGAUUGGUGAUGGCUUUUCAUCCGUUAAAAUUCGAAAUAGACCUCCAAUACCUCAAUCUAAUUCUGUCACAUCGUCUCGUCAUGAUGGUGCACAAAUGCCAAAAUUGAUGCGUAAUUGGCUACAACGUUCUCAAUCUGAAAACGAAGUGACUACAACUGAUGUAGCUGAUCGAGAGGGAACAGCAGUCGAUUUCGACGAACAUGAACAAGUGACAGCUGUCUAA
Molecule: messenger RNA, 2409 nt
Organism: Rotaria socialis
Lineage: Eukaryota; Metazoa; Rotifera; Eurotatoria; Philodinida; Philodinidae
Source: the annotation of a GenBank genome assembly